Molecule: messenger RNA, 447 nt
Organism: Prunus armeniaca (apricot)
Lineage: Eukaryota; Viridiplantae; Streptophyta; Magnoliopsida; Rosales; Rosaceae
Source: the annotation of a GenBank genome assembly
AUGGCAACCAAAUCCUUUCUCAAGGCCCCCAAAGCCCCACUCUUGUUCCUCCGCAAUCCCUUUUUGGCUGCAGCCCCUCCCAAAACCACUGCUGCUGCAAAUACUCCCAUCAUUCAGUCCUUUCAAUCUGCGCAGUCUUCCACUCAGAAGCCGCUCUUUGAACCCUCGGCUCUAUCCAGGUUCCUAUACGAAGAACCGUCUAAGGUUGAAGGAUUUGGGUUUGAUGGUGUGAGAAAUGGACCCCUUUUGCCCGGAGACUCUAGCUUUGGUCUCCGGGCCAGGGCCGGGACUGGCGGGUCCCCUGGCGACACUAGCAGGGAGGAUGAGGAUGAAACCAAUGAUGAUGAGAAGACAGAUUGGUGGAGCGAUGAUGAUGAUGAUGAUGAUGAUGAUGAUGAUGAUGAUAAUGAUGAUGGUGAUAAUGAUGGCGAUGACUGUGAUUGUUAG